Oryza brachyantha (malo sina) is the source of this 1559-nucleotide messenger RNA. RefSeq names its product putative pentatricopeptide repeat-containing protein At1g26500. Lineage: Eukaryota; Viridiplantae; Streptophyta; Magnoliopsida; Poales; Poaceae. Gene Ontology annotation, molecular function: protein binding. The transcript has a single exon. Bases 562 to 1407 code for a protein of 281 amino acids. The record is from RefSeq and is a predicted model, not a curated record.
CUGCUCCUCCGCCUCUGCACGGUCCUCUACCAGCACCAGCACGCCCCGGACGCCGCGCUGCGCCGCCGCCUCUCCGCGCUGCCGCUCCCCUCCGCGGAAGACGACCUCCGCGAGCUCUUCCUCCAGGCCUCCGCGCGGUUCCCGCUCUCCUGGCGCCCCGUGCACCGCCUCCUCGACCACCUCACCGCCGUCCACGGCUUCGCGCACUCCCCCGCCACCGCCGCGCGCUUCGUCGACGUCCUUGCAAAGUCCCGCAACGUCGACCUGCUCCACUGCACCCUGCUCUCCUUCCCGCCGGAGCUCCGCUCGCUUGCCGCCCUCCGCGCCGCCAUCCGUGGCCUCGCCCCGGCCCGCGAGGUCGGCAAGGUCUCCGCCCUGGUCACCCUCUUCCCGGACGCCGACCGCCGCCGCACGCUCAGCUUCAUCACCGAUGUCGUUUGCUCCAUCUGCAAGCUGCCCGACGUCGCCGAGAAGGUGAUCAAGCAGGCCGAGCACCGGUACGGCGUAUCGCGCACCGGGAGAUGCUGCGAGCUGCUGGUCAUCGCGUACUGCCGCGCGGGGAUGUUCUCUGACGCCUGCAGGGUGUGGAACGGGAUGGAGAGGCGCGGGCUCGAGCCGGGCGCUCCGGCGUACGAGGAAAUCGUGGUGACGCUGUUCAAGAAUAACCGUGUCCCCGACGCCAUGAAGGUGUUCGACGGAAUGCGUAGGAGGGGAGUUUCAGACGGUGGCAAGGGCGGGUGCUACCGGGCGGUGGUGUCAUGGCUGUGCAAGGAAGGGAGGAUUGUGUACAUGGUGUUCGCCGAAAUGGUGAAGAGAGGGAUGGAGGUGGACGGAGAGGUGAUGGGGAAUUUGGUGUAUGGGCUGCUGGUGAGGAGGAGGGUGAGGGAAGCGUACAAGCUUUUUCAUGGCGUUAAUGAGAAGGAUGUUGCACUCUACCAUGGAUUGAUGAAGGGGUUGAUCAGGAUCAAGCGAGCUGGGGAGGCGACAGAGGUUUUCAGGGAGAUGGUUGCCAGAGGGUGCGAGCCGAACAUGCACACUUAUAUUAUGCUGCUUCAGGGUCACUUGGGGAAGAGUGGCAGGAAGGGGAGGGAUCCCUUGGUGAAUUUUGAGAGCAUAUUUGUUGGUGGGUUGGUGAAGGCCGGGAGGACAUUGGAGGCAACAAAGUUUGUGGAGAGGACUAUGUGGAGUGGAGUGGAUGUGCCAAGGUUCGAUUAUAACAAGUUCUUGUACUACUUUUCAAAUGAGGAGGGGGUGUCAAUGUUUGAGGAAGUUGGAAGGCGAUUGAAGGAUGUGGGGCAUGUUGAUCUUGGGGACAUCUUUCUGACCUAUGGUGAGAGGAUGGCCACAAGGGACAGGAGGAGAAGAGCAAUGAAUGGACAUCUAACAGAGGUUCAAGAUUAUAUUUGAUAGAAUCAUCACAGGAACUUGUUAUUUUUUACCACAAGGUAACUGUAGAUGACCUGCUCGUGUAGUCAGGAUUCUGAAGGAGGAAUAGUAAAAAGUUCUUUUUUGGCAGCAUAUAUUUGAAUAGUCCAUUUUUGCAUUCAUUUUGAGAUUUU